AUGCUUUCGCUGCCAGGCCACUUUACAGAAGUUCCGGCGGCGACUGCGGAAUCGGCUCAGCGUGUCAUAAACACCGGGGAUAAUGAUGUUUCGCCAGACGGCACCUCUUCUCAGUUCCUACUUUUCCGAGGCCUCGAGCCUAGCGUGACGGAAGAAAUAUUAGCCAAAGGUAUUGCUAAACUUUACAAACCCUCGUCGGGUUCCCAGGCCGCCGCGCCUACCACCAGAAAAGGUGCCAAAGUUGCAUCGACAACAGGCGAUUCGAACCUGGGGGCCAGAGAAGGCUCCAUACGACGCGUGUUACUAGUGAGAGACAGACGGACUAACGAGAGCUGGAGGUACGGUUUCGCCGAGUUUGCAACGGUUGAGGACGCUCAAGCUGCCUUAACCCGCCAUAACUCUUUCGAAACUUUCACCAUAUCAUCAAAACCCGUACUCGCAAGCUAUAUCCACGCCGGGGUCUUCGUUCCAGUGCUCAAUCCCACUGCUAGUACGGAACGCUUCACAUUCAGUCCCCUGGGAAAUCCUUCGAUGAAACUCGCGUAUUGGGAUGAGGGUGCGUACGUGACCGAAUUAAAAGUCUCAAGUCAGGGGUUAGAAGAUAAACCCCAGAAAAGGGGCGCUGUUGCAUCCAGCAAAUCUACAAAGGCUAUCAAGGAAAGUGAUAAAAUCAAAAAGAGAAAAGCAGAAGCUGGGGUUGCUCCGGGCACCAAGAAGCUUGCGGUGCCCUCUCAUUUACAGUUCUGGAGUGACAGGCAUGCAGAGUUGCACGGAAUCCAGCGCAAUGAUUCUGAAAAUGACAAUCGAGAUAGAGCUGGCGCUACAGAGAAUACGAACGAUGCCUCCCCUUCAGCUCCACCCCCGUCCACGCAGUCUUACGCCGACUUGGUUCGGAAAUGCUGUUAUUUGUGCAUGCGACAAUUCAAGACAGAGGCGGAGGUCAACCGGCACGAAAGACUAAGCCAGCUCCAUCGCGAUAACCUCCAAAAUGAGGAUUUGAAAACCAAAGCGAUGGCCAAAUUGGCAAAAAAGCGAGACGGACAAUCGUCGCAACUGGGCCCCGAAUACCGCGACCGAGCCAAAGAGAGACGCAAGGUGUUCGGCUCAUCCAACAAGCCAAAGGAGCAGAAGCCAGAGCGCGAAGAGGAAGAAGAACAGCCUUCCGUUCCGGCUAUGUCAAAGGGGGCAUCCCUUCUCGGCAAAAUGGGCUGGUCUGCGGGCACUGGACUUGGAGCACAAGGCACGGGAAUGACGGCGCCUGUUACCACGGAACUCUACGCUCAAGGUGUCGGGUUAGGCGCACAGGGUUCAAAGGUUGGAGAUGCAAUACAAGAAGCGGGUCGAAAUACUCGGGGAAGAUACGACGAAUUCUUGGAAAAGACCAAGGAUCUUGCCAGGGAGAGGUAUGAGAGGAUGAACCACGGAGAAUAG
Uncinocarpus reesii 1704 is the source of this 1431-nucleotide messenger RNA. RefSeq lists its product as uncharacterized. The transcript has 3 exons. The record is from RefSeq and is a predicted model, not a curated record. Gene Ontology annotation, cellular component: nucleus. Gene Ontology annotation, molecular function: RNA binding. Lineage: Eukaryota; Fungi; Ascomycota; Eurotiomycetes; Onygenales; Onygenaceae. The coding region runs from base 1 to 1431 and encodes 476 amino acids. Gene Ontology annotation, biological process: mRNA splicing, via spliceosome.